This is a messenger RNA of Camellia sinensis, 1155 nucleotides long. The record is from RefSeq and is a predicted model, not a curated record. Lineage: Eukaryota; Viridiplantae; Streptophyta; Magnoliopsida; Ericales; Theaceae.
AUGGCGGGUAAUUCUCCUCGUGGUGGAGGUUUUUCGGGUGCCGGGGAUGAUUUUGAUGUCAUGACUUUCCCCCCGAGGGUUGGUUCUCGCAGUGUACGUGGAUAUGGCUCCACCGCUGCGAGGGAUUGCAUGUCCAGUUACAUAGUUUUUGUCAACAACAGGUCAACAAUUUCUCAACUUUAUAACCAAGAAAAAUGGUUGAAUGAAAGGGUAUUUUAUACCUAUGAAGAGAUUAGAGGUUUUGCUGCACGAUUCACAAAUGAAGAAGUUGAUUACAUUAGUCACGCUAUCGGAGUCUUAGCUGUGAUAAAAGAUGAAGCAACUUCCAAUUUUGCCGAAAAUGUAGUCAUUGGCUUAGUGGAUUCUGGCAUAUGGCCAGAAGCCGAAAGCUUCAAUGACGCUGGACUUGGGCCAGUGCCUAUUUAUUGGAACGGCUACUGUGAAAGUGGAGAUUCGUUCAACUCAAGCUUCUGUAAUAGAAAAUUGAUUGGGGCUAGAUAUUUCACCAAGGGGUUUAAUUUUCUCAAAGCUGAUAAGCCCACAGACCAUUUUGGUCGAGAUUAUGACUCACCAAGAGAUGGAUCCGGUCAUGGAACUCAUACGGCUUCUACAGCUGCCGGUGCCCUUGUCGACCAUGCCAAUCUUUUCGGAUUUGCAGAGGGCACCGCCAAGGGAAUUGCAUAUAACGCACGAAUAGCAAUGUAUAAGGCAUGUGCGUUCCACUGGUGUCCUGAUUCCGAUAUAUUGGCAGCCAUGGAAAGCGCCAUACAAGAUGGAGUCCAAAUUUUAUCACUUUCGAUUGGAGGACCUGAAACUCCAUAUUACGCGAGCUCCAUUGCUAGAGGUGGGUUCGCUGCUAUAAAGAAAGGGAUAUUUGUGACUUGCGCUGCGGGCAAUAAUGGUCCAAUAUCUGGCUCAGUGAUGAACACGGCACCAUGGUUAACUACUGUCGGUGCCGGAUCUAUUGAUCGUUCUUUUCCAGUUGAUGUCAUGCUUGGAAAUGGACUAAUUUUCACUGGUUGUUCCUUGUAUCCUUCAAAUCUUACGAGGACAGACGCUUUUCCACUGGUCUAUGAUGGUUUCUGUAGGCACCUGUUAAAACGUUCUUAUAAUUUCAAAGGGAAGAUUGUUGUCUGCCCUCCAGGUGGUGACUAA